AUGGACAUGGACACGCUCCCUUCCACGAUCCGAGAUGCCAUCAUUGUCACUCGCAGCCUGUCGAUUCCUUACCUCUGGGCCGAUGCCCUUUGCAUCGAGCAAGACAGCCAAGAGGAUAAAAUGGAUCAGAUCGGGCGAAUGGGGGAUAUAUACGCCUCGUCGGCCGUCACCAUCGUCGUCGCACGCGCGACGACAGCUUUCGAGGGUCUCCUGCACCCUACUACUCUUCGCUCUAAGACCACUCACCUCAAGAUUCCGCGAUGCAACAACAGAGCGCGAAAUGCCAGAGACUCGCUCUACUUCCCCCAUACUCGUCAUAACAGGUGCACUGUCGACUUUAGCAAGGACGCUCCGUACCUCUACUCUCUCCUCCCUACCCCUGCUUCCUCUCAGCACGAAAUCGACAACGGCCCUCCUCGCAAGAGAGACGAUAUCCUCAACUUCUGGCUUGAACUGGUCGGCUCUUAUAGCCUUCGCACAUGUACAGUCAAGCGCGAUACGCUAAACGCCAUAGCGAACCUCGCAUCUCUUGCCUCCUUCCGCUCCGCGCUGGAAACCUACUACGCCGGACUCUGGGAGUAUAACCUUGCACGCCAGCUCACGUGGUACCGAUCGACUAGCAACAUCCCGUCCGGCUUCGAUGUGAACCAUCUGCGAUACAGAGACGGGGACUUUGGCGCGACCUCCUGGUCGUGGGCGAGCGUGGAUGGCAGAUGGGUCCAGUUUUGGUGUGAACUGAGGGGCGUCGCACCUACAGCGGUCCAAGUGCACGUCGAGGUCGCGGGCUAUCUGGCUGCGCCGAUGUCGACGUCGAAUCCCUUUGGAGAGCCGCGCUUCGCACAACUAAGGCUGCGCGGUGUGGUGAGAAUGGCGUGGUUCGGCGAGUCGGACUGCCCUUGCAGGGUCUUCUUUCUUCCCGUCUCUGCUUCGGCUCACGGAAAAAAGGGGGGCGAACCAGGUGGGAAGAGCGAAGACGGCGUAGGGACUUGUGGUCUGGAUGAGGCAAUUGCCCGACACGACUGCGAGUACUUCACACCGGUGGCAAGCAUACAGGAAGCAAUGGCUCGUCGCGGAAGGACGGCAAGACAUAAACUCGUCGGCCUUGACGACGAGAAAGGACCUCGCGACCCGGUCUUAGUGUUCUGCUUGCCCGUGAUCGACAGCAGUGGUAAACCGUCAAUGUUCAUCAUUACUAGUGAGCGCGUGGAUGGGUUGAUAUUGGUGCGAACGAGAACCGAAGACAGAGAUGAAGCAUAUCAAAGGCUUGGUGUCUUCUGGGUGGCAAAGAAAGAAGCCUUUGACGGUCUGGAAAAAACGGAGCUGACUCUUGUGUAG
Fusarium falciforme is the source of this 1335-nucleotide messenger RNA. Its product is annotated as HET domain-containing protein. NCBI's taxonomy places the organism in Eukaryota, Fungi, Ascomycota, Sordariomycetes, Hypocreales, Nectriaceae. The transcript is spliced from 2 exons. The coding region runs from base 1 to 1335 and encodes 444 amino acids. The record is from RefSeq and is a predicted model, not a curated record.